This is a messenger RNA of Drosophila takahashii, 475 nucleotides long. The record is from RefSeq and is a predicted model, not a curated record. NCBI's taxonomy places the organism in Eukaryota, Metazoa, Arthropoda, Insecta, Diptera, Drosophilidae.
AUUCAUAUUUUCCAGUUGCAUAAGUAGUCCUCUCCGAAGUGUGUGACCUAAAAAGUUAUUCAGUUUAGCCAAAAUGCGUCCAUUGAUUGCAUUCUUGCUGUUAAUAACGGCUCUGGCCUGCGCCUCAUCAGGGUCUCCAUCCAAUAAAAACUACUCAGUGUACAAGAUUACCAUCGUAAUGGAUAAAGAUCAACAGGUUAUUGAAGAACUCCUUUUGCAACCCGACAAUUAUAGCUUAUGGGACCAGAAAUCAUACUUUAUCUAUAUAAGGGUGAGCCCCAGUGCACAUGAAACUUUCCUAAACAGAAUGCGAAAGGAACGUAUGGUUGCUGAAUUGGUCGAAGGUUUUUCUGAGAAGCCUGUAGAAGAAGUUAGCAACAUUCUAACAGCAGAUGAGAAAAAUGAGAGAAAAAAAGUGGAACACUUUUUUGAUGAGAAAAAUGAGAGAGAAAAGUUAAAACACUUUUUUGAUUAA